UGUUUACGUUCUCAGUCUGUGGUAACCCUAUCGUCAGCGCAGUGAAGGGGGGCUUCAUUAAAAGGUGGAAGUGGGAUAUGGUUCAUGAGCCGUGUCACGACGUUAUAAGCAAACGAGACGAGGAACGCGCUCUAGAUAGCGUGCUCACGCGGAUGACGAUAUCCUCUCUUCAUUCAAUACGUUCUCUAAUACCGCUCUUUAAUUCAAUGACAUUUGUUAAUAGUCAGUCGAGUUUUUCUUAGAAAAUAUACACUGCAGUGCAUAUUUCAUCCGAACUUUCAACUAAAGAUUUCUUUAUUCUUUUUAUGGAAUAUUAACGUAACUGUGAAACAUUACAAGAUGUGAUAAAACGGUAAACUGGUUUGUUCAAUCGUUCAGUCAGUGAAUCCGGAGAAUUUGAACUGGGAUUAAGAGGUUGCUUCUGUAAUACUAUAAGAAUGCCGGAUGCCUUUUCCGAAUUAUUUGGAUAAAGACCCAAAACCCGUCAUGGAUGACUCCAGGUUACCCAGGGGAGGUCACCAUAACGGGAAAGACAUCAAUAUUUUAGUGGUCGGAGUAAAAGGAGUGGGGAAGUCCGCUCUGACUGUGCGGUUCCUGACAAAGCGCUUUAUAGGAGACUAUGACUCUCAAAUUGAAGCAGUGUACGCACAACAAUGCACGCUGGACGGAAAGACAAUCACUGUCCACAUUCUGGACACUGCUUGGCAGGCUAAUGGCUUCACCAUCAAAGAUGACCAAAUUCUUUGGGCGGACGCCAUUAUGAUGGUCUAUUCCAUAACGGAGAGGAAAAGUUUCGAAAAGUUGAAAGAAUUCGCAGAUUAUGUUAUUUCCAAGAAGACUGUCGGUAAAACCGUCAUGGCUUUGGUAGCAAACAAGAGCGAUCUUGUCCACAUGAGUACUGUGACGAACGUUGAAGCAACACAGUUUUGUGCUGAGUACAAUUGCUUGUUCUUUGAAACCUCCGCUAGUGAAAGCUAUACUUCUGUGACAAAUGCGUACAUGUCUUUGUGCAAACAAGUAAAAGUGACUCAUAAAAAGAGAGAAAAAAUAUCCAAGUUUAUGCAAAACCCCGCCAUUAAAGCCAAACUCCAGAUCCGAAAUCCAAUUAGAGGCUUAGAAAUGAAAUGGAGGUCACGUGCGCCGACCAUGUGAAACAAUGGCUAAAUUCGUGUAAUUUUGUGAAGAGUUGGGAUUACUAUUAAUCACAUUUUGGCGGGAAUGUUUGACAGAUAUUUACCUGUGAUAUCAUUCUACAGUUCAUUUUAACAUUUUGUCAUUAUAUGUACACGUGUUGUCAACACGUUCAUAUACACUGUACACUUCGCGUCAUUUUCCCUCUUAAUUCACUUCAUAAAGAAAUUUCACAUGUACUAAUUUGUCAUGUGCAUAUUUGUGUUGUUGGUCAUAUCACGAAAUAAAAAAUUUGAAAUCGG
This is a messenger RNA of Ostrea edulis (European flat oyster), 1433 nucleotides long. RefSeq names its product ras-like protein family member 11B. The transcript is spliced from 4 exons. The coding region runs from base 445 to 1152 and encodes 235 amino acids. The record is from RefSeq and is a predicted model, not a curated record. Gene Ontology annotation, molecular function: GTPase activity; GTP binding. NCBI's taxonomy places the organism in Eukaryota, Metazoa, Mollusca, Bivalvia, Ostreida, Ostreidae.